Messenger RNA from Mitosporidium daphniae, 2364 nucleotides. Its product is annotated as receptor-type tyrosine-protein phosphatase T. NCBI's taxonomy places the organism in Eukaryota, Fungi, Microsporidia. The transcript has a single exon. The record is from RefSeq and is a predicted model, not a curated record. Bases 1 to 2364 code for a protein of 787 amino acids.
AUGGGACCAUUCUGUAAUGAGACACACAGAAGGAAUCCGUAUAAUGAAAGUGACGUUACGUGUGAGAAGGGUUGGUGGAAUCCCAUUCUUUGUGAUAAAAAGUCAGAGUGUAAAUCGGCUUCCUCUACACCCGAUGAUGACGGACUUCCCUGUCCAGGUGGGGUGGCAGAUUUAUUUUCAAACAAAUGCGCCAUUUGUUCAUGGCCUACUUUUUUCAAAGGGCCAUAUUGCAAUCAAAGCACCUGCAUUCAUGGAUCUCCAUCACUUUUGCCUUCUUCCGAGGGAACUUGCUUGCCAGGAUCGUGCAAUUUUGGGUGGAAAGGACAUUUUUGCAACGAAAGCUUAUGUUUGCAUGGCUAUAGAAUACUAUCAUCUGGCGCAAUAACGGAACAUAAUGUCUACUCAUACUUUCCUUCUCAACGAUGGUCUUAUGGAUGGCGGGGGAUUGGCCGGGUUAAGGUAAAGUCCUCCCUCUCUAAUUUGCACGAAAAUUCCCAAACCUCUGCAAAUAAGGGAUCUUCUGGUUUCUUUUUUUCUUUUUUCAAUUGGAAGCUCCGUGAGAAUCCUUCAGAUAUUAACAAGGUCUCUUCUCCUUCAAAAAAUAUCGAUGACUCUGUGAACGAAAUAGCAGAAAGUCCUCUUUGUACAGAAUGUUACCCUGGAUAUCCACAAUCCCCUUUUUGCGACCAGCUAUAUCAAGAUGCCUCCAUAUGUAUCCAUGGAUGGUUUGAUCACUCUACAGGUAAAUGUUCGGACUGUUUUCCUGGAUGGGCAGGUCCACUGUGUGAUACUUCUGCCUGCAUAAAAUGGCUGGUUCCGUAUGUCAAAUGCAAGGAAUGCCAAUCUGGUCUUCACGGUCCGCUAUGUGAAUACAAGUCUCUAUGUAUCCAUGGUGUUCUUGAUAGACGUUCGCCCUUGGGUGCGUGUCAGGCUCCAUGUCUAUUUCGCUUCUUUGUAGAUCCUUUUUGCAAUGAAACCAAUUGUCUUGAAAUCGGUGCAGAUGGGAUGCCAAAGCUUGAUUCCAACGGAUAUUGCUUAGCAUGUCGAGAUGGUUACCAAGGCUCGUAUUGCACCUCAAAGCUCAGUUGUGUCAAUGGACUUGUUAGCGCUAUAUUAGCUGAGAAGAAUGAAAUGUGUAUCCCUGGAACUUGUGCUCCUGGCUGGAGUGGGCCUUGGUGCCACAAAAGAACCUUAUUUAGACCUGGAUCCCCUACAGACACUACUAAGUGUGAAGAAGGGUGGAUCGGCUCCUUAUGCGACAUUCCUGACUGCAUGCAUGGCGUUCCAGAUUUUGCCUACGGAUGGUGUCGUUGGUGUCAUCCCGGCUGGGUAGGUCAUGCUUGCGACACCAAACCUUGUCUAUUUGGAAUCUCCAAUCUGCUAUAUCAGCCAAUGAGAGAAAAUAAAAGUCUCGAGCUAUUUUCACCACCAUGCAUUCCAGGCACAUGUUUGGACUCUUGGAGAGGCUCUGAUUGUGCGCAUCCAUCCUGUUUUGGAGAGGGCGCUGAUUCUUCACUCUGGAACGUUCCCUCUGGAAUCUUGUAUUUGUUAUUUGGGAAAUCGGGCCCUCAGCGCGGAUGGUCCUCUGUUCCCACUUUCACUGAUUCUCCAAAUGAUGAGGCAGUAGUUGCUAAAUCACCUGAUAUUCUCCCAUCAACAGAUGGAAGCAUUCCAGGCAUCGACUGGAAUACUCUAAGUUGUAUGGGAUGUUCCCACCCAUACUACAGACCGCCAACAUGCGAUAGGAUCAACAGGUGUUUAUGGGGAAUUCUCGAUGAGGCUUCUUCUGAUGGAAGAUGUGUUCCAGGCUCCUGCCAACGAGGGGGAGGUCCGUUUUGCUCAAAGCCAAUCUGCUACCAUGGAAUCCCAGAUCCCAAAUUUACUCUUGGAUGUCACAAGUGUUAUUCUGGAUGGAAGGGGCUUUCGAGCGACUCUAAAUAUCCAUUGGUUAUUGAGGAAGAUGUUCCGAAUGUGCUUGAUCUCUCCUUUGAUGCCCUCCCGAUCUUGAUUUGCGAUACUCCAACAUGCAUCAAUGGAUGGCUUCAUUUUCUUUAUCCGCCCACAGUAGACCCACAUUCUUAUAUUUGUAUUUGUUUUGAUGGAUGGCAGGGGCAAAACUGUGACCAGAUAAUGGAGGAAAGCUUUUCAAACGGCUCAGCAGGCCAACAUAGACCUGGAUGCCCUGAAUAUACGUGUCCCAAGCCCUUGGAUAUGGCACUAGACUGCCCGAACGUCAAUGACAACAACUCCGCUGUGACGAUUGAAAUUGCCCCUCGAAAUGGAUGUCCCCCAGGCACGGUGGACAGUCUGUUAGUGGAGCUUUUUUUGGAGAGAAAAAAUUCAACAUCAACAACCUCCUCAUAA